Messenger RNA from Penicillium diatomitis, 3453 nucleotides. RefSeq lists its product as uncharacterized. Gene Ontology annotation, biological process: protein desumoylation. Gene Ontology annotation, cellular component: cytoplasm; nucleus. Bases 1 to 3453 code for a protein of 1150 amino acids. The transcript is spliced from 5 exons. The record is from RefSeq and is a predicted model, not a curated record. Gene Ontology annotation, molecular function: SUMO-specific endopeptidase activity. NCBI's taxonomy places the organism in Eukaryota, Fungi, Ascomycota, Eurotiomycetes, Eurotiales, Aspergillaceae.
AUGUUGAGCCAGGACAAGGAAGACGAGGCCCGACUGUUGGGAGCUGUCCGUCGGCCCUCGGGAGCAUUGGAGAUCAAACCAGGCGCAGGAAGAGCGAGAUUGAAUAGGCCAAAGCCUGGAGCUUCCGGCGCAUUUCGACCAGCUGACCGCAUCUCCAAGAAUGCUCGCCAAAGUGGGCCGGUCCGUGCCUCGCAAAACUCAAGAAGCUCCGAGACGUACCUCGAUCGCACUCACCAACAAGCGGAGGAGCUGCAUGACUUUCGUGGGUCUAACCGACCGAGUAAGCGUCAGCGCCAGGAUGAUUCUGGACACAUUACUUCCCCUCGGAGAGGACGAAUGAGCUCACUUGUCGAACCUUCGAUUCCCGUCACUCACUCAUCGCGGACCUCUCCAGUCUCGACCUUUUCCCAUCCAGGUGUUAGGAAUAGUCGCCAGGCGCCUGUGGUCUCCGAAUUUCGAGGUGUAGAAGCUACAAUUGGCCGCAAUAGCCAUCCUUAUUCGAGGGGCCGGUUUUCAUCCGUUGCCAGUUUCACAGACGAAUCAUUCACUUUGGGGGCCGCUGCCCAGCGACGAUCGUCGGUCUCUGCCGCCGACUUGAGCGAGCGAAAUUCAGUGUUCAAAUACCUCAAAGGUUCCAAGUCAAAACGAGCUCCAGUUGGGACGAUUGAAAUCAAGGAUUUGGAUGCAGCAUUGGACCCCGAUGACAGUCCUGACGAACUGCAAGGCGAGGCGACAACGCAUCCGCCUCCUAAAAAGCCUGAUUAUAAACAUCUUCUCAAGAAUCGCUUGCAGGAGCUCGAACACGCACCUCUUUCCCCUUCGCGGAAAAGAUCACCGUCUGACAUUGAGCCCACUCAGUUUAUCCCGCAGCUCACAAAGAAGAACAAGAAGACGCCACGAGACAAUGCUGCAGUCCAGAAAUCCACGGUCUCACUCCAAUACAUCAGAUUUGGCCGAAUAUCCAAGCUCGUUGAGGAUGACCGAGAAAUUUCAGUCGAUGUUUACGUCGAUCGAUUAGUGCUUGGGGCACCUGUGACCGAUAACAAUCGGGAAGAGGUUCUUUUUCGUCAUGUGAGAGCACUAAUUUAUGCCGAGAGAAGCCUUAAGGUGCGCCUCCAGUUGAGGGACUAUCAAAACGCUCCUGGUAGUCUCAUUGACAUGCAAUUCACCACACUGAGGGACAGAGACUCUGUCCGGCAUCUGAUAGUGCAAACGCAAGAUCGCAACACCAAAUGCGUUGAAAAACAGCCGGAGUGGCUGGAAAACGCUUUUUCAAUAUACGAUCAAGACAUGCGCCAUCGCUCCAAUCACAGCAAAUCUCUCGUGGCAAAUCAAUCUCGACUUCAGACGCUGCCUUCUCCCGCCAGUGCUACUGGUAAGAUCACAGGCAAGAAGCUAUCCUCAAUGUUGGAGGGCUCCGCCAGCGAAUCAGAUGGAGAGCUACCGCCGACAGAUCUGGCUCAGGAGCGACAUGAUAUGAAGAAGCCAGAAAAGGUGACAGAUAGUCCUUUGAAGAAGGCACAAACACCGCUCAAAUCGGAUUUGGGAGUGGAGAUUCCAGUCAAGAAAUCCUUCACUGGCAAAGAAACGGUGCCUCAGACCCAACGAGAAACGAGAACCUCGACGCGUCGGACCAGGGCGCUGACGGCAAAUGAUCCUCACGCAAACUCUGAGAAGUCAGAGUCUACGUUACAAUCAGACACGUUCAGGAAGAACUGGAAGAAGUCACUCGUCUAUCCCAAAGUCGGCAAGAAAAAGGAAGAGGUGAACGUUGAAGACCGUGAUCGGUUGCGCGAGAAUCAGUUGCUGAAUGACAACUUGAUCGCAUUUUACAUCCGCUUCCUACAAGACCAUCUGGAACGUACACGCCCGGACGUUGCCAAAAGAGUCUACUUUUUUAAUUCCUACUUUUUCGCGACUUUGACGAACAAGGGGGCCCGCGAGAUCAAUUAUGAUGCUGUUGAGAAAUGGACACGGAAUGUGGAUCUUUUCAGCUACGAUUACAUCAUAGUACCUAUCAAUCAGAGUGCGCAUUGGUACCUCGCAAUAAUCUGCAACCUGCGUUGUCUGGCGCAGGACCUAAUUGGGGCCCCAGAGCCCAGCCCAUCACAUCCAAAGGAGGCCGUUUCGUCUGGUCAGCCGGCACAAGGCGCUAGGGAGACCCCCGAGUUCCCUGGCCCAGUGGCCGAAAAGGCCUCACUGGGCCCUGAGGAAAUUGAGGCAAUAAAGUCUCGGAAAGUGGACUCGAAACCCUCGCCCUCGGAAAAUGCAGUGCAUUCUCUCGAGUCUCUGGCCAUUGGAGACCAGACGAAGGCCAUCUCCGAGGGAGAGCUUUCGACAAUUCUGCCUGCAUCAGUCGAUGAGGCGCUUGCAUCUGCUCGAGAACAAUCUACGACCAAGCAAACAAGCAAAGGACCCGCCAAAGCCAAGAAGAAACGUGGCGGAAUCAAACUUGACCCUCGCCAGACGGCAAUCAUUACCUUCGAUUCACUUGAUGCGCCACGGUCCCCCACAGUCAAACUUCUACGCGAGUACAUCUGUCGAGAGGCUGCCUCGAAGCGCAAGAUGAAGAUUCGAAAUCCAACAUUGGAGAUCAAGGGUAUGCGGGCGCAGAACAUUCCUCUCCAGCCCAAUUACUCCGAUUGCGGGCUGUAUCUGAUGGCAUAUCUGGAGAACUUUGUUCGCGACCCCGAUCGUUUCGUGGCCAGGAUUCUUCAAAGGGAGAUGACCGAGGAGGAUGAUUGGCCUCCGCUAGCUUCGGGUCUGCUACGACUACGCAUGAGGGAUUUCCUCGAUCAAUUGUAUCAAGAACAGAAUAGUGAUGAAAGGGACUGUCUGUUGGCGGAUCGACAGCCUAUCUCUUUCCUCCUUGGCCCGCCCAUUUCCGACAAGAGUGAUGCAGAAGACAUGCUACUCCCGGGUCGAACGGCAACGCCUGAUGCAGACUCAGGCCAUGAGAGCAAGGCACAAGAGAAGCUCGGGGGCGAACAUCAACCCUCACAGAGAGAGCAAGAAGACGAAGAUAUAAGUCCGGAUCUCCCAGUACUUGUACCCAUGGCUGCAGUUUCGGUAUCGAAACCGAUCGAGACUGCCACAUCCGGUGAAGCCGUCCACAAGAAACAUCAUGCUGCGCCUGAUGCAGAUGAUAUAUUGGAGAUUCCAGAUAGCCAGGAGACUGCUGGUCCAGCGCCCCAAGGACCCCAGACGGAACGAUUGCACAGACACAAGCUCAAACCCGAGCAAGUUGAGAUGUCUAGAGAUGAAACCAAUUCGAAGAGGCUGUCCCCCAUUACAGGGCUCGGGCGAGCUGGUAAAGCCCCUGGGGAACCGUCGGCUCAUCUCCAGCGAGUUGAGGUUCAAGUGCAGCCUGAAAUCCAGGUCCUCCGCACCCCUCCACGCGAGGAGAAGAAGCAAGUGCAGCAUGGUCACCACACCUCCGUUCAAAUAGAUUAA